Messenger RNA from Galdieria sulphuraria, 398 nucleotides. RefSeq lists its product as uncharacterized. Lineage: Eukaryota; Rhodophyta; Bangiophyceae; Galdieriales; Galdieriaceae. The record is from RefSeq and is a predicted model, not a curated record. The coding region runs from base 28 to 252 and encodes 74 amino acids. The transcript has 3 exons.
GAUUUCAUAACUCACCAUUCGUCGAUAAUGGUGCAAGGCUUGGUCAAGAAGAAUACGCACAACGUAUUGUCGAAAAAGACCAAAAAGGCCACAAAAAAUCAUGAACAUAAGAAGAAGAAGUCAGCCGGUGGGUCGUCGUCAUUUUCACAACUGGACAAGACUGUUACAAAGUACAUAAAUAACCGAGCAAAUAAGAAACUUUUGGAAAGGGCUGUUAAAAUGGGGGAGAAGUUUACGUUUGUGAACAAGUAAUUUGUGAUAGUUAUUUGAAACGUACUUGAUGGAUCUCAGAAGACUUGGAAACCUCUGUAUAGUCCGUCAUUUGUUGAUAUUUCAUCAAUGGAAUAAAGAAAUAUGCAUGCAUAUUAUUAGUUAUUAGUAAACUAUGACUAUCGAUC